This is a messenger RNA of Guillardia theta CCMP2712, 693 nucleotides long. RefSeq lists its product as hypothetical. NCBI's taxonomy places the organism in Eukaryota, Cryptophyceae, Pyrenomonadales, Geminigeraceae. The transcript is spliced from 3 exons. The record is from RefSeq and is a predicted model, not a curated record. Bases 1 to 693 code for a protein of 230 amino acids.
AUGCUUAUGCCGUUUCAAUUUCCUUGCUUUGGCGCCAAUCAGAAACUGUGCUUCCAAUACGGCAGCACUGUCUACGGGUUCAAGUCAAGUGUAAUAUUUGUGGAGAAAGGAAAACUUUGUUGUGUUGCUGAAAAUGGAAUAAGCGAGAAGCGCAUAACUUGGCGCUACUCCUUCCUCGUUUUCGACUGUACAGUGCUCAUCGAACUGUUCCUGCGAAGAUGCCAAGCCCUCUCCAGCCUCGUUGUUUCCCAUGCAAACGCGAUGCUUCAUCCUAAGAAGCACUGCAAUGGAAUCCUCUUCAACACUGGGCUGUCUGGAGUUGAGAAUGUCGCUCCUGCACAACAGGGAAUCGACAUGGCGCUGCUGCAGUACCAUCAAAGAACCUGCCACGCGGUCGGACAGCAGGUGGUGGGUGCAGCUAUCACCAACUCCACGGACAGCUGCAUGAUGGAACAAGAUGGAGCUCCGAAGCCGAUCCAUGCAAAUGAAUGCAUGGACAUGGAUUUGAACAAUCAGGAUGUAACGAGCAAGUUCACAAGGUUUCCUCCCAACGGAGCUCGCUCGCCCACGCAUUGGCACACGGGAACAGCCAUCGGAUUUCAGCGGUCAUGGCCUGAGACUGGAUGGACCAUGGAGGAGAUGAACGUCCGGACCUGGGAAUGUCACUAUGGGGGACUCAGCGACUACUAUUGA